Adineta ricciae is the source of this 2787-nucleotide messenger RNA. The record is from the annotation of a GenBank genome assembly. Lineage: Eukaryota; Metazoa; Rotifera; Eurotatoria; Adinetida; Adinetidae.
AUGACAAACCGAGGUAGAUUUCUGAAUAAUCGACGAGCAAACAAGAAUUUUAAUCGCAAUAAAAAGAAAACACCGCUCGAAGAUGAUAGCAUGUCGAUUAUUUGUUUCAAAGAUCCAGAUACUGGUCAUGUUGGUACUGUUCGUAUUCGUCAACAAAUCUUUUGUACACUAUGCAAUUUAAUCCGUGGAACAUUGUCUCUUUAUUUCAAACAUGUUAUGGAUGAUCAACAUCAUGAACAUGUGAAGAAAUUAUGUGAUGAGAACUGUUUCAUGCCAACUGUUUAUGAUCAAGCUGUCCAUUUAGGGUUUUAUAAUAAUAUUUGUUAUCAAACUGACAAGUUUCAUUUUCGUUACAAAUACGCUGCUGAAGAGUCUGAUACAAUAGCGCAAGAAAUGAAGACUUCAGUCAAUAAUAAUGCAUCUGAAACGAACAAAAUGGAAACCAAUUCAACGCAACCGAACAUAGCUCUAUCAAAUACGACAAAGCAACGAAUUCUUGCACAAAUUCGUGAACAACUUCUCAAAGAUAUGCUUGUUGAUCGUGCUGAUGAUAUCGCAGCAAUUCCAAUUCAAUUCUACUAUUCCAAGAAAAAAUCUACGUCCGAUUAUAUUUAUGACAAUAUUCCAAAUAGUUCUGUUACUUCACCUCCGGCCGAAGAACAGUCACAGGUCAUACGUCAGCAGCAGCAAGAACCGCUGAGUGACGAUCAAAUGUCUUCUGCUGAAUGCAGCAGAAAAGACAACGGUGUGACACCGACUAUUGCUAUGACCACACAUGAGAUAUCGACGGCAGAAAAAACUCAUCCGAAUGAACAGCCGUCAUGUGAUGAUGACGUGAUGAAUGUCUGCAAGGAUGUGUUAAAUAAUAUUCUUGUUGACGCGUAUUCGAAAACGGAUGAAUACAAACGUGAACGAGAACUUCUAUUUGGUAUAGCACGACGAAGAUACAAGAAAAGAAAAGCAUUCUUUUGUGAUAUAUGUUCAACCUUCUUAAUAACUGAAGAUUUGUGUACCGCACAUCAAAAUAGUGAGAAACAUUUGGAGAAAGUUCGUCAUUAUCAAACCGAACUUUUGCCAUGGCGUCGCGCUAUGCAAGAAUCUUUCAUCACCGGUAAACCGAUGAAAGAUAUCAUAGGUGCUACUGCGUAUGCAGAUUACAGAGCGACAAUGGCGUAUUAUCUUGCACCGAAUAGUAUACAUAAUCACGGGCGUUUUUGUUGUGCUUACUGUGAGUUGACUUUCUUCGAUCAAUGGCUCUUAGAACAGCAUUUAAAUACAAGUGAGCAUAAGAAGAAAAAAACAUCAACAAAGCAUAGAGAACUUGUUCCCCAUUUCGCGGAUAUGACUAUCUUACCGAAUGUAUAUCGAUUGAAUGGUGUGAAGGAUCUUGCUGAGGUUCCGGCCAAUAUUAAGAAGGAAGAAUCAUGGUCUAGUGCGACAUUGAAACAACUUGAUGAAGAUACUAAUUCGUUUCUUCAACAGUUUCCUUUUGAUGAAUUUGAAGGCGUCACACGUAUUACAAAUGGUAAAACACCGCGAAAUCAAGGACCACCAGCUGUUCAGACACUACCAACGCAAAAAGCAUGGAAAAAAGAUAAAGCUCCGGCUAAAUACUUCCCGAAUAAACGUGGAGGAUUGAAUAGAGGAAAUCUAGGACAACCUCAACCGACAGUGUCCCAAGGAGGAAAGGCCGCAAAACGAUCGUUUCCUUCCACGCCUGUAUUGAAUAAACGAUUUCGACAAGAUCUGAAUAAUUCAUUUCCAGGAGCAAAUCGUGGUCCAGGAAUAUUAAGAAAUUACGAACCGAAUGCAUAUAACUAUGCCCAAACAGGACCUAUUAAUAAUGGAAAUAAUCGUUGGCCACCUGCAUACUCUAAUAAUCAACAACAACAACGACAAGAAUACUACCAACAGCGAAAUUUCGAUACACGAUCGUACCCGACGAAUAACAAUACUAAUAAUAACAACGCAUUUUAUGACAAUCGUAAUCCACAGAUGAGGCCCAAUACUAAUAAUUAUGAUAAUGAACGUCAGUUACGAUUCAAUAAUGGUGCUGACCCAGGAUACCCCAAUCAGCAGUCGAGUUAUAGUAAUUCAUUCAAUCGUUCAUCAACAAAUUUCGUAAACGAUUAUUCUACUGAACCGAUUCCACCGAAUCGUCUUCAUCAGCGAGGAAACUCUGGUCCAAACAAUGGAUUCGGAUAUUCUAACAUGAAUAAUCAUCAACGUUCUCAACAACUACAACAGGAAACAGCACGACCUUCGUUAACGCAAACUCAAUAUCCAAAUUCCAAUUCUUUCCACGGUUUUGGUACGCACAAUAGUAAUACGAUGAAUUCAUCGUUUUUCACCCCGCUAAAUAAUCAACAACCGAGCCCAAUGCCAAUAAAUGGUCAAUCAAUAAAUUCCUAUGCUGAUUAUCGAGCAUCAUCUGCUCUUCCCCCAGCAAAUAAUCCUUCUACUGCAUAUCCACCAGUUCGUAGCUUGUCCAAUUCAACUGGGCCCCAAAAUCAUAUGUUUACUGAUUUUUCUCGAUCAAACAUAGAAGCAUCGAACUUCAAUACCUCAGGACAUCAAAGUCUUAUGCCACCAUCGUAUCAGACACCAUGGCGUGACUCAUCGAAUGGCAUGAAUACUGCUCGUGGUCGGGAUAAUACUUUUCACCAUGCGAAUAAGCAGUCUAAUUCCACAUUUUCACAUUCCAACAAUAACAACAACGGUAUGAAUUCAUCGGCACGAGGACGGGGUUCUGGUCAGAACACUCGAUUUUUCGGUGGUCGACGAUAA